CCUUUCUCAGCGUCUCUCUGUCUCCAAGCGCGUCGUCCGCCUCUCCCACGCCCGGCCGCCCCCGCUGAGCCCUCGGCCCCGGCCGCCCCUCGCGCGCCCGGCCGCCCCCGCCGCGCCCGGCCCCGACGCGCAAGGCCGCCCCGGCCCAGCCGCGGACGCCCCCGACGCGCUCGCCACCGAUGUGCCCGCCCCCGACUCGCCGUAACGCUCCCUGUGUCGUGUCGUUUCUUGCAGUCCUCUCCUCCCUGCCUCCAUAUCUCCCACCUCGGCCCUCUCUCCACGCGCUUCACUUCAUCCCUGACGCCGACGCCGACGACUCCGGCCGCUCACCCCGACGAACGCGCGCGCGCUCGCACUUUCUGACGACUCCCUCCCCGGCCCGGCUGCCUGUCACUGUCUCUCCCCUUCGUUCACGAAGCAGCAGCAGCUGUAGGAUGUACAGGGCUAAGAGAGCUGCUUCGCUCAGAGCGAAGCGCCAGCGCCUUGGCAAGUACGAGCUCGGAUGCACCAUCGGGGAAGGGACAUUUGCCAAGGUCCGGAUCGCCAAGAACAUGGACACUGGGGAUCAUGUUGCCAUCAAGAUCCUCGACAAGGCCAAGGUUCACAAGAAUAAACUAGCUGAGCAGGAGGGAAAUCUAUACGAUGAAGCUAAUACAACAUCCCAAUGUUGUUCGCCUGUACGAGGGGAUGGGAAGUUGAAAGGGAAAUGUGCCCUUAGGCCAUUUCUAAGUAUUUUGGUGAUUGAGUAUCAACACAAGUGCUUAAAUGUGAAUCAAUACCCAUAGAUGAACAAAGUGCAAAUCUUCAACAAAGGUAUGUUUCUAAGUCUUAGUACAUUGGUUUUGUGUACUAAUAUAUUUGUCUAAGUAUUAGAAACAGAUAGAAGAAGAGAAGAGAAGACUUGGCUGUGUACAGCCAAGGGGCUGUUUCGGUCUGGGGCACCGGACUGUCCGGUGGUGCACCGGACAGUGUCCGGUGCGCCAGGCUCCCUCGGCCGAAGAGCCCGCUCUCGGGUUUUUCUCCGGCGACUUCGGCUAAAAUUCACCGGACUGUCCGGUGUACACCGGACUGUCCGGUGAGCCAACGGUCGGCCGGGCCAACGGUCGGCCGCGCGAUCGGCGCGCGACACGUGGCCGAGCCAACGGUCGGAAGGAAGCACCGGACUGUCCGGUGUGCACCGGACUGUCCGGUGCGCCAGAUCUGCAACGGUCGGCAACGGUCGGCUUCGCCAUUUAAGGAAAUAAAUCGGGCACCGGACAGUGUCCGGUGUGCACCGGACUGUCCGGUGCGCCCGACGACAGAAGGCAAGGAUAGCCUUCCAGAUGUGUUCUCAACGGCUCCUAGCUGCCUUGGGGCUAUAAAAGGGACCCCUAGGCGCAUGGAGGAGUACACCAAGCAUUCCUUGAGCACUCUUGAUCACUCACACAUCAAUCAUGCGCACUUGUUCGACAUUCUAGUGAUUUGAGCUCCGUUCUAGUGUGCUAGUCUCUUGAGCUCAAGUCUGGGUCUUGUGUGUGCGUAUUUGCUGUGAUCUUUGUGUCGUGUGUGAGUUGCUAAUCCCUCCCUUGCUCCGUGAUUCUCUGUGAACAUCUUUUGUAAGGGCGAGAGGCUCCAAGUUGUGGAGAUUCCUCGCAAACGGGAUUGAGAAAAGAAAAGCAAGAACACCGUGGUAUUCAAGUUGAUCAUUGGAUCACUUGAGAGGAGUUGAGUGCAACUCUCGUCCGUUGGGACGCCACAACGUGGAGUAGGCAAGUUUUGUACUUGGCCGAACCACGGGAUAACCACUGUGUCAUCUCUGUGAUU
Zea mays is the source of this 1803-nucleotide messenger RNA. Its product is annotated as CBL-interacting protein kinase 3. The transcript is spliced from 4 exons. Gene Ontology annotation, molecular function: ATP binding; protein serine/threonine kinase activity. Bases 180 to 785 code for a protein of 201 amino acids. Gene Ontology annotation, biological process: signal transduction; protein phosphorylation. The record is from RefSeq and is a predicted model, not a curated record. Lineage: Eukaryota; Viridiplantae; Streptophyta; Magnoliopsida; Poales; Poaceae.